Molecule: messenger RNA, 1556 nt
Organism: Falco peregrinus (peregrine falcon)
Lineage: Eukaryota; Metazoa; Chordata; Aves; Falconiformes; Falconidae
Gene: PAAF1
Product: proteasomal ATPase associated factor 1
Exons: 12
Coding region: 46-1224 (392 amino acids)
Molecular function (GO): protein binding
Source: RefSeq, a predicted model, not a curated record
GUCGGGAAGGAAGGAGGCGGAAGGGAGUGUGGGUGCCUCGGCAAGAUGGCGGCGACGCUGCGCAUCCAGAGCGACUGGAAUCAGGCGCUGGGGCGGGACGAGGGUGAGGCCUGGCUGAGCUGCCGGAGCCCUGGGAAGCCGACCCUGUAUGGCAGCCUGACCCGCCGUGGGCUCAGCACCGAGGGCGUCCCUGACAUCGCUGCUUCUGAAGGCUUCGUGGUUGGGGAGGUCACCAAGAAAAGCAUCCUUAUUUCUUGUCCUCAUGAAAAUGUGUCCACGAAGUUCCUGGCCCCAUACACAACUUUUUGUAGGAUUCAUCAGAAAAGUAUUACCUGUCUUGAUAUUUCCAGUGGUGGAGGGCUUGGCGUGUCUACCAGCACAGAUGGGACCAUGAAAAUCUGGCAGGCUGCAAAUGGAGAAAUAAGAAGACUAUUGGAAGGCCAUGUGUAUGAUGUGAGUUGCUGCAGGUUUUUCCCAUCGGGCCUUGUUGUUCUGAGUGGGGGAAUGGAUGCGCAGCUAAAGAUCUGGUCAGCAGAAGAUGCCAGCUGUGUAGUAACAUUUAAAGGUCACAAAGGAGGUAUUUUGGACACUGCCAUUGUGGAUCGGGGGAGAAAUGUCCUUUCCUGCUCUAGAGACGGCACUGCCUGUCUCUGGGACUGUGGAAAAUCCGCCUGUCUGGGUGUCAUCGCUGACUGUGGCUCUCCUGUCAAUGGCAUUGCCGUGGGCACUGCUGACAACUCGCUGAACCUGGGCACGCCUGAAAAAGCUCCUAGUGAACGUGAGAUUGGGACGGAAGGGAAAAUCCUGCUACUGGCUCGAGAGGACAAGAAGCUUCAAGGAGUGGGACUGCAGAGCAGGCAGCCGGUGUUCCUCUUCAUCGGAUCUGAUGCAUUCAACUGCUGCACAUUCCUCUCAAGUACCUAUAUCCUAGCAGGCACUCAGGAUGGGAACAUAUAUCAGCUGGAUGUGAGAAACACCAACACUCCAAUCCAGGUCAUCCAUAGGUCAGGAGCACCGGUGCUUUCAUUGCUCACUUACCGAGAUGGAUUUAUUGCCAGCCAAGGUGACGGAACCUGCUUUAUCGUUCAGCAAGACCUCGAUUAUGUCAUUGAUCUCACAGAAGCUGACUGCGACCCUGUGUACAAGGUUGCUUCUUGGGAGAAGCAAAUUUACACAUGCUGCAGAGAUGGAAUAGUGAGGAGAUACCAACUUUCUGACCUUUAAGUGUUUGGAUUGGCCAAACAGUGAGGAGAUUCGUCCAGAUAACUCCCCCGAGCUUCUUUUCCCUGCGUUUGAGGUGUGUGUGUGUGGUGGCCGGGCAGCGACUGGGACUUGCCGCUCACAGGGGCAGCGGGGAGAAGGAUGUGGUAAGGGACCACCUGCACAGCUUUGCUGUCCAAAUUCAAGGCGAUCAGCUCCGAGGCAUUGGAGAAGAUCUUGCGUGGUGACAAUUCCACCCCCACCCACCCCACCCCCCCCGGCCGCUGAAAGAAUGUGGUCUCUGGAGUAGGGGGAAGUAAAAAUAAAUGGAGACGAGGUGUGACUGUAUCACGGAA